AUGAAACUUCAAAAGACGCUUUGGCUUGGCUUGGCCUUCUUCAGCAUUGCCUCUGGCAUCUGCGUAGUAGAAGAGGAUAUCGGCAUAUUCUUCGAAACUGAACGGCCGCCUCCUUUGUUCAUUAUCCAUUGUUCAUCGAUAGGUCGAUCAACGAACAAUCAAGUCACACAGCAGAAAAGUCGUAAGGAAUCACAGAAAACAGGAUCUGAACGACCAAAUAGCAGAAGAAUUGCGUGA
Acanthoscelides obtectus is the source of this 237-nucleotide messenger RNA. NCBI's taxonomy places the organism in Eukaryota, Metazoa, Arthropoda, Insecta, Coleoptera, Chrysomelidae. The record is from the annotation of a GenBank genome assembly.